UGUUGACGCGACAUUUAUUUUUAAGCAAAUAUCCAUUUUUGUCUUAACAAUUUAUGUAAAGACCAAUUAGCAAUCACUCAUUAGUGAGGAUUCUUGAGACCAAAGUGUUAUAUUUCCUCAUCUUCAUGGUUUUGAUUGAAUAAUCGCGCGACAUUCUCAGAAUUGAGAUUCGAUUGAUUUUUUUUUAGGUUAGACGUAACCUCCUCUCAAUGAAAUUGUAAACAAUUCUUUGUGCAUAAAUAUAUAUAUAAGUUUUUUUUGACAACUUUAAAAAUGAGCGGCUAACGCAAGUUUUUUUUAAAAUGUCUCAAUUGGAAUUAUCGGAAACCAAUAUUGAUCGGCAGAAAAACGAACUUGCUGUACUGAAGUCAAUUUUUGGAGACGAGUUACGGGACUUACGUAAAAAUAAGCAAAAAAAGAAAUGGCAAGCUCUGGACAUUUUAAUAACUUUAACACCUCAAACGGGAAUGUCAGGACCUUCACCAGUUUAUGCUCAAAUCGACUUAAGAGUUACUUGUGGCGAAGAAUAUCCUGAAGAAGUUCCUAGAAUUCAAGUAAAAAAUACUCUUGGUCUCUCGCACAAUGACAUAGCCGUUCUCGUAUCGGAAAUUGAAGCUCUUGCUCAAAAUCUUCGAGGUGAAGUUAUGAUUUUCGAAUUGGCUCAGCACGUCCGAAAAUUCCUUUGCGAACAUAAUAAGCCUGGAUUCAAUAGUUUUUACGAGGAGAUGAUGCUGAGAAAACAGGAGAAGAUUCAGUUUGAAAUGCAAGAGAAACAGAUAAAAGAAGACAAAGAAAGACAAGUAUUACAUGAUGAGAUUCAGAAGCGGCAAGAAGUUUUAAAAGCAGAAUUGCGAAAUCGAAAGGAAUCCGCUCGACUUUCUUUGGAUUCGGAAUCAUUUUCCCGCUCGAUACCUUCAUCACCUCGCGAAAGAGUUCGAACCUAUUCAAGACGCAGGUGUAUGAGUACUUCCGAAAGCUUUGAAAAUUCGAGUUGUGAGCAUCGAGGAACGAAACUGAUUGAUUUCGAUUGUAACAAAGGCGAAAGAAAAGUUCAUCGAGGAAGGUGCUUGGGCCAUAGUUCAAAAGGUUCGGUUGUCUAUGCGGCUUUGGACAUUGCGACUGGAGAACUUCUCGCGGUUACGGAGUGGACCUUGAAAUACACUUCGAGAGAGAAUAAUGAGGGGCCUGAAAAUCCGAAUGAUUUGCAGCACUUCAUGAAACAAAUAGGGACCAUCGAGCAAGAACUGAAUCAUCUUUAUAAGUUGCAUCACUUGAAUCUCGUUCACUAUUUAAAUAUGAAGUCCAUAGCAGAUGAAAACUGUAUCGUUAUUUAUAUUUUGCAAGAAUUUGUGGUCGGAACAACCUGUUCUCUCUUUUUUACUGACAACACUCCAGUAGGAAUAGAUAUGCUCCGGCAUUUAGCAACCGGAAUUUUAUCGGCAUUAAACUAUUUGCACGAGAAUAACGUAGUUCACAAAGAUAUUAGAGACUCGACUGUCCAUAUUGAUCGCUCCGGAAUUAUAAAGUUAUCUGACUAUUCUCUUGAUAAAAGACUUUCGGAUGUCUACCAAGCCAGUUGUCUCGCUAAGACUGAGGACGAUUUCCCAACAAUUCAAGGAAGAAGUGGCAAAAAGCUGGAUAUUUAUAGAUUUGGAAUUUUGCUUCUUUCACUACUGAAGGGUUUUAUUGUCUCGGAAAAGGAACUGGAUCUGGAUUCGACUAUCCAGGCAAAUCUUAAAGACUUCUUGUCCAAAUGUCUCGUGAAAGACGAACGGAAUCGUUGGUCAACAGACCAAUUAUUAGAGCACAGUUUUAUCCGUACGCCCCUUGAUCGCGGAUUAUCGCCUCCCAGGCAAAAUCAAGAUAAAGAAGAGGAUGAUUCAGAUUCGGAAGAACCGGUCACAGCUGUUCAUAUUCACCCUCUGGCUUCCGGUGGUCAGUCAAGAAUUCACAAUGAAUUUGAAGCAAUUAAAUGGCUGGGGAAAGGUGCCUUCGGCGAUGUUUUAAAAGUGAAGAAUAAACUCGAUGGUUGUGUUUAUGCCAUCAAGCGAAUCAAAUUGAAUCCGAAGAACAAGCAACUCAACCGAAAAAUCACAAGAGAAGUCAAAUUGUUGUCAAGAUUACAUCAUGAAAAUGUUGUACGAUAUUAUAAUUCUUGGAUUGAAAGUGCGACACUUGAUGAUCGUGCUUUGUGUUCGGAUUCAACUCCUGUCGAUACUCCUUCGAAUAUGCCGAGUGAGGAAAACACCCGGGAAGUUGUCGAUACUUCAAACAUGGAUUUCAGUAUGGGAAGAGGCGACAAAGAAGAUUCUUCCGACGGCAUUGAGUUCGAAAAAGUUGGAGAUUCAAACAAUAUUGAAUCCGUGUCGAACAGUAGCGAAUCCGAAGGGAAAUCUGAUCCACCAAAUGGAGAUCUUUCUUCUCCCAAGAUAAUUCAAUUCAUGUAUAUCCAGAUGGAAUUCUGUGAAAAAAGUACGUUGAGAACAGCCAUUGAUAGUGACUUGUAUCAAGAUGAAGAUCGAGCUUGGCGAUUAUUCCGUGAAAUCGCCGAAGGUCUUGGCCAUAUUCAUCGACAAGGGAUGAUACACAGGGAUUUGAAACCGGUGAAUAUUUUUCUUGACAGUAAUGAUCAUGUGAAAAUUGGAGAUUUUGGCCUAGCGACUACCAAUAUUCUUUCUUCACUUACACAAACUGUGGAAGCUAGUCGCGAGCCAGUUGCAGAAAAAGCUGCUAAUGAUGAUCAGGAAGAUUUGGGAUCCCUAACAGGAGAAGUCGGAACAGCUUUGUAUGUCGCACCCGAACUCACCAUGAAAACAACGAAAGCCAUUUACAAUCAGAAGGUUGACAUCUACAGUCUUGGGAUCAUAUUUUUCGAGAUGUUUUAUAAGCCACCGGAAACCGGAAUGGAAAGGGUCCAAAUAUUGUUGAAUGUUCGCUCGAAAGAUAUAAUUUUGCCUGAAGAUAUGACCGAAGCAGACAUGCCGAACCAAGUUCACCUUUUAAGGUGGCUAUUGAAUCACGACCCUAGUCAAAGGCCCACAGUGCAAGAACUUCUUGCCUCCGAGUAUCUUCCGCCCCCGCAAGUAGAAGAAGCCGAAUUCCAGGAAAUGAUUUGCCACACUUUAUCAAACAAGCAGAGCAAGGCUUACAAAAACAUCGUUGAUCGUUGGUUCACUCAAGAAUUCACACCAGCCGAAGACAUCACUUUUGACAUGAAUCUGACCACCAAAGGGGUCGUGACAUCUCUCUUGCCUCGAAUACAGUUCUACCAUGAAAGCAUCAAAGCUAAAGUCGUCAAGGUUUUUCUCAAACAUGGUGGGGUUUAUCUCACGACUCCGUUCUUAAUGCCAAAAUCGGCUCACAUAGAGAAUUACACGGAAAACUGUGUUAAAAUGAUGACUCGCAGUGGAAGUAUCGUUUCCAUGCCGUAUGACCUUCGAGUUCCCUUUGCGAGAUACGUCGUGUGGAAUAAUAUUCAGCACGCCAGGAGAUAUGCGAUUGAGCGCGUCUUCAGAGAAACAAAGGUGCACGGUUUUCAUCCGAGGGAACUUUUCGAGUGCGCCUUCGAUGUCAUCAGUCCAGCCUCAAAUAAUUUGAUGGAGGAGGCAGAAAUGAUUUCAAUCGUGUACGAGAUUACAAAUGAAAUUCCGGAAUUUGGUGAUAAGAAUUUUACUGUCAGGCUGAAUCACACCUCUCUUCUCAAAGCAGUUUUGAUGUACUGUGGAAUCGACAGUGAGAAAUACCAGGACCUCUACUCGAUUCUCUGUGAUGCUCGUGAUGGUAAAAUUUCUCAGUUUCAAGUUCAGACGCAUCUCAUCAGUUUGUGUCUUACCGAUCAGGCAGUCUUGACACUCUUCAAUCUUUUGGAGACUGAAAAUUCGAUUGAGAAAAUCGCCGGGGUUUUGAAAACCAUCACGAGGAGAAAAGGCGACGCUGCUGCCUUGGCAAGAGAAGGACUUAGGGAAGUCGAAACUGUCAUAGCUAAUGCCGAAGCCCUCGGAGUAAAGUGGCCGAUAACAGUCGUUCCUCUUCUCGUUCACAAUAUCGAGCAACAUAGUGGAAUAAUUUAUCAAAUAAUAACCCGUGAGUCAAAGCGUAGGAGGAAAGGAGGGCAAGAUGUAAUUGCCGCCGGUGGACGAUAUGACAAACUUCUGAUGUCUAUCCGGCAAGUCCUAAAAUGUACACCAUUGGCCAGCAAGGAAUUAAAGCAAUCCGGAGUUGGCAUCCGCAUUUCCCUCGACAAAUUAAUAUCCCUUGCAGAUGAAUUGGGUAAUAAUCAGGAAUCGCGGGUCGAGGGUAAAUUCGCCAUUGUUGUUUGCUGCGUUGGUGGCAUUCCCAAACGAGAAAAAGAAAUGGCUGAAGUUCUGCGGGAACUCUAUGCAUUAGAUUUUCGGGUCACUUUCUUAGAUCUUUCCACCGCUGAGGAAGUUAUGGAUUAUUGUCUGAAAAAUGCGAUUGAUCAUGUUGUGAUGCUGAAGAGCGGAGAGAAGGGAGUUUUGAUGGUGCAAACUUGGGACAAGGACCGCUUUCAAGAAAGAAAAAUUAGCAUAUAUGACCUGACGGAGUAUUUGCAGAAGCAGACGGAAUUUGUUACGCCGGGAUUGAAUAGGUCGGAAAGCAAGACGAAUACAAGUAACGAAUUCUCGACCAGUAUUCCUGUGAAUGUUAAUAUCAACUUUGUGCUGGCUGACAAAGACAAAUUUUUGGGAAGUGCAAGGAAGAGCUACAAGACCUCAAUACUCACGCAGAUAUCAUCACUUUUGCAGAGGAUCUCGCAUAAGGUUCGUGUGGAGGUAUUUGCUGUAUUUCUUGAACUGGCUGUGCUUCGAUCGAUUACUAAUUUCCUGGAUGUAGAUGAAGAAGAGAACAUGUUCGAGAAAAGUAUUCAAGUAGUUAUAGAUAUGUUUCCUCGACACAAAGAACACAUAAAGCUUAUUUGCGAGGAAAUUCAGGAAGUACGAAAUGAAAAAAAUCGUCCUGCGAUCGUUCUUUACAGUUUGACAGAACGACGUUUUAUGACUUUAAUUUAAUAACUGAUAUAUAAUAAUAAAUUAUUAUUAUAGAGUCAGCAAGAAGAGAAUUACAACAAAUGUACAAAGUAGAGAAAUAACAUCUAUUUUUAUGAAUUUUGAAGAAUAUUGUCUUCAGCACUUGUUUCUGUUAUCAUUUCUCUCAAACUGUUUCUUUGUGCGGAAGAGAUAAGAAGACUGAUUUUUUCAAACUAAUCUAUUUUAUUGUAUAAAUGCAGAUUUAUUAAUUGGCACGAAAUCAUUGUACAGUCAUCGCAGAAACACUGGAAAAUCAGAAUACGCUGCUCAAAGUGAAUUUUUAUUGUUAAUUUUUCAAUCUGCGGAAUGAAUUUCUUGUUUGGACCAAAUGCGUUACUUUUGAUAAACGUAUUUUUUAUAAGUA
Belonocnema kinseyi is the source of this 5412-nucleotide messenger RNA. It is a transcript of the gene Gcn2, whose product is annotated as eIF-2-alpha kinase GCN2. Bases 303 to 5030 code for a protein of 1575 amino acids. Lineage: Eukaryota; Metazoa; Arthropoda; Insecta; Hymenoptera; Cynipidae. Gene Ontology annotation, molecular function: ATP binding; protein binding; eukaryotic translation initiation factor 2alpha kinase activity. The transcript is spliced from 13 exons. Gene Ontology annotation, cellular component: cytosol. The record is from RefSeq and is a predicted model, not a curated record. Gene Ontology annotation, biological process: regulation of translational initiation by eIF2 alpha phosphorylation; DNA damage checkpoint signaling.